Messenger RNA from Porites lobata, 2289 nucleotides. NCBI's taxonomy places the organism in Eukaryota, Metazoa, Cnidaria, Anthozoa, Scleractinia, Poritidae. The record is from the annotation of a GenBank genome assembly.
AUGCUUAAAUCCGUCACUAAGAAGCUGAAGCCCUUUAUCGAAGCCAAACUUAACGAGGAGUACGUCUCGAUAGCGAACGAUGCAAAUUUGUACUGUCUUGAUUACAUCGAGGAACGAUUGAAACGCUCAAAUAUCGAGUCUGAUCUUGAAUUUAUCCGUCCUCAAGCCGUGUCCGAAAAAAUCACUUCCAUCUCCGCAAAAAUAAUCGAAGUUGGCGAGCUACUAGAGACUUGCUACCCCCAUCUGUACAACAACGUCUCUAAACAGCUCAAGGUGAAGCUCCGAAGCGAGGUGAUCGUUGGUGAUAUCUUCCGCAACUUUGGCCGCGAACUUUUUCGAGAGGGAGUCACAUGGGGAAGAAUCAUCGCCUUGUUUGCAUUCGCUGCGGCUGUAAGUGCAGACUGUAUACACCAAGGACGACCCGAGCUGGUUAAAACAGUGUUGAACUGUGUGCGGCUAUAUGUACUGGAUCAUUUGGCAGUUUGGAUUAGAAGUCAGGGUGGCUGGGUAAGCUCUCAGUAUAUAUUUGUGCAAAAGUUUGUGUAAAUCUGAAAUCCUAAACAUCGAGUAUAGCCCUUUUCAAGGAAACUAUAUUUAAGUUCUUCCCUAUUGCGUGAACUAAAAAACAGGAGCAAAACGAUAUUUUUCGAAAAAACCUUAAGGAAAAAAAUACAAAUAAAGGGGUUAUCUUUUCUAUAGCAACAAUGACUAAAGAGUUUUCUGCUAUCAAAGCCCGCGUGGACACGAUUCAAAGUUUACGAGUAAACAUUCGUUAUUUUUCGCUCGAUAUACUAUCAAUGAAAAAAUAACACACAGCGAGCAAAAAAUCCAAAAUUUUUUUCACUGUUUCAAUAUUUAUGACUAAAUUACUUGAUUUCUGCCCUUCCGAGCAUUAAGGUAAUAUCAGUAGUUUUUUAAUUUUUGAACACAACUCUGGACGAAGUUCAUUUUUAGAGAGAAAUAAAACCUGAAUUCUUAACCGAAAUGCAAACUAUAAUCAGCCUUUCUUCUUUAUAGCAGCCAGUAGAGUAAUGAGAGAAUAGAAACAAAGUGACAACGAAAACAAAAGAACUAUUGAAACAUUUGCAUAUAUCAUUAAUCCUGCUUUGCUGACUAAAAGGAAAAUGAUGAUGAGUAUGCUCUCUUAUUUCAACAUCAAAUAUAAACACCGGACACAAUCGAAAGAAAAGAAAGAAAACUUAACGUAUUCAAACGAGCAGAACUCGUUUUACUUCUAGCAAAUUUUAACAAUGUUAUUUCCGAAGAUCGUCGAAACCCCACACGGGCAGUUAUGAUAAUUUCCCUUGACUUUCAGGAUAUUGUGAAAGGCCCUUUUUUUUCAUGUAAGGCUGGGUUUCGCUAGCGACGAGUCGAAAUCAGACUUCAUAGGCUUGACGGGAUCGGAAUCGGAGUACCACGGAUCAGAACGUUUUUAAUGCUUUACUUCUCCGCUUAUGACAAUGUUUUAUAAAUCAAUAAAUAAAGUGACGUUCGAAGUUUCAGAAUUAUCAUUCUCACUGAUUGACUCCAUGCGGUUGUAAAUAUAUUGUCAUGCAGUGAGCUAGGAAGUAAAGAAAUGUACCAAAAACUAUCAAUGAUGCAUGCAAGUUAUUGAUGUCACUCAGAACGAGAGUCUUUGUUACCGUUCAUGUGACAAGGGUGUACAACAAUUUCGAACUUGUUUCCAAUCUGUUUAGUCACAAAAAUAGAGGCUAAGCAAAACGGGAAGCGAGACGUGACAUGACGAAACCAAAUCUCGUAUCCAGAGUCCUCAGGCUCUUUGGACAGUGGGAAUUCGCCAGGGGUAGUCGUGAAAUUGGACAAAACCGAGAACGCUGCUUGAUUUGCGAAUACAUACAACAUCAAUGAUAGAAAUGUGAUGGGGAAUUUUAAGUCUGGUGAAAACAUGAGAAAGAAGUUUAUUCAGUCAGCGACACGGACAGCUCAGAAGGACAAAUCUUCUUCCGAGCCGCCUGUGUCACUGGUCGCUGCAGAUUGAAUAAACAUCUUUCUGAUAUACAACCGAAGGAAAGUCUGUGUUAUCAAAAUGCAAUUUUCCACUUAUUACUAAGCUCUUAAGGAAAUAAAAAAUACUUAACUUCUGUUCUUUUUCUUUAACAGAUUGAUUUGACGGAAAAGUUUAAGUGCAUAGAGAAGCGAUAUACAAUGACAUUCUUUAUUCGGUCGUUUAGCCAAAGUUCGUCUUGGUUAGUUAACACAAUGAAGGAUAAACUAUUAUCAGUACUUGAUAAAAUAGGUGAAUAUAUUGGUCUUAUAAACAGUGGCUAG